Messenger RNA from Leptidea sinapis, 721 nucleotides. RefSeq lists its product as uncharacterized. The transcript has 2 exons. The record is from RefSeq and is a predicted model, not a curated record. Lineage: Eukaryota; Metazoa; Arthropoda; Insecta; Lepidoptera; Pieridae. The coding region runs from base 130 to 705 and encodes 191 amino acids.
GUAAAUUUCGAACAAUCACCAAUUCAAUUAGCUCUCUUGCUUGUGCAUAAAAUGAAAUUACAAAUGCUAUUUGAUUAAGCGAAAUAAAACUGAUUUAUUCUACGUACCGUGUGCCGAAUAUUAAUUAAAAUGGAGAACAUAGUCUUGAUAACUGUUUACAUUGUCUCACUGAAUCCAGUGCAGAGUCAGUUUUCUAUGAACAUGGGAAUGCAACCAGAUGUAAGAUUCGAUGAUCGUAACGAUAGAUACGAUGUUGCCAGCAUCAUCCGACAUCAAAACAAAAUGUAUAAGCAAGACGCUUACGACCCACAAUCCGAAGAGAAUCACGACUAUAGGCGAAAAGGUAGAAUGUCUAGAUUGAAAUCAAGUAAAAGAAGAAACAAGUUACUAAAAGAAAUCAAGGAGGCACAGAAUUAUCAGAUCAACCGCGUCGUGAAUGAUGCUCUUCUUAAAAUCAAAUCUAUGAGGAGGGAUUUUGCUUACCAUGAUGAAAUGAUCAGUGACGGAGUAGAUACCAAGGAAUACGAACUAAAUUUGAAAAAAUUCAAGUCCGGUACUGAAGAAAAUGCAGGGAAGGAUAAUGUAAAUAUUUUAAACAAUUCAGUAAGUGAUUUGAGACGAAAAGGAAGUUCUGGGGAAGUCUUAAUGCAUUAUUCAUUUCCAAUAAACGUUCGGAUUAAAGGAUUUUUACAACAACCAUCUUGAAAUUAAAAAUUAUGUA